CUUUAUUUAAAUACUUUCUUUUUAAAAAAGUCCUGUUGUAAAAUGACGCAACGAUCUUACGACCAAUUGAGCGAUAGCGUAAUUUAGCAACUGCGCAUUUGCCGAUGUUGUAUAUUACGUGUUUUAUUGAUGUGCUUCACAAUACAAGUGUUGGAAGUUGAAAUAGUUAAAAUAAAUUACAAUCAUAAGAAUACAAUAACAAUAACAAUAUAAUAGAUAAUAGAUCAUAAAACUUUGAAUUAUAUAAACAAAAAAUCAAUAUAAUAAACAUUAAAAUGAAAGCAGAAAUACCUUGCAAAGAUGGAAUGAUAGAAUCAAAAAGUAGUGUACCACCAACAUUGUUAUCGAGUAUAAGGAGUGUACUUUUUGUUAUCGGUACUGUUGUCAUUGGCUUUGCUGCAUUUUGUAAUUCAUUAACUUGGCACUUACAGAGAUUUUGGGGUGCAUCAGGCGACUUUUGGCAAGCACAAUGGGAUAAAAUCCUCGAUAAAUUUGGUGAUGAUCCUCAAACCCUAUGGGUUUACGGUUCCUUAUCAUUGACAUUUGUUGUCUACUGGCUAUUUGGAGGAAUUUAUACGAUUUUAGAUAUAUCGAACCGUCCUAGUGCAUUACGACGCUAUAAAGUUCAACCUGGAACCAACGAGCCUGUUGAUACGCGAGCAUUGCUCAAAGUAAUCGCCCAAGUGCUAUUCAAUCAAAUAGUCGUCGGUCUUCCAGUUGUAUACUUGAGUUACUAUCUAAUGCAAUGGCGAGGGUACCCACCAGUCCGUGAAUUGCCAACUUUUCAUUGGGUACUGGUUGAAAUAGCUAUUCAUAUUCUAUUUGAAGAGAUUGGUUUCUAUUAUUCACACAGAUUACUACAUGGCCGUUAUUUAUAUAAAUAUAUCCACAAGCAACAUCACCAAUGGACAGCGCCUAUCGCCGUAACUGCAAUUUAUUGCCAUCCACUAGAGCAUAUUGGAUCAAAUUUAGUUCCACCGUUUAUUGGAGUAUUUCUUGUUGGCUCUCAUGUUGCUACAGCUUGGCUCUGGUUUUCUCUCGCUAUCUUGUCAACUUUGAACGCACAUUCUGGUUAUCAUUUGCCGUUUUUCCCAUCACCGGAAGCACAUGAUUUUCAUCAUUUAAAAUUUAAUCAGUGUUAUGGAGUUUUAGGUGUACUAGAUCGUCUUCAUGGUACUGACACCCAAUUUCGCAAUUCACGAGCUUGUGCACGGCACGUUAUGAUGUUAAGUCUUGUACCUGCGAGAGAAGCAUUUCCGGAUGAUGAAAUUAAGUACAAUAAAUCCAAAUAAAUUUGUUUUAAAUCACGGUA
Molecule: messenger RNA, 1312 nt
Organism: Cotesia glomerata
Lineage: Eukaryota; Metazoa; Arthropoda; Insecta; Hymenoptera; Braconidae
Product: fatty acid hydroxylase domain-containing protein 2
Exons: 5
Coding region: 276-1292 (338 amino acids)
Biological process (GO): sterol biosynthetic process
Molecular function (GO): iron ion binding; C-4 methylsterol oxidase activity
Source: RefSeq, a predicted model, not a curated record